Tetrapisispora phaffii CBS 4417 is the source of this 2913-nucleotide messenger RNA. It is a transcript of the gene DOA4, whose product is annotated as ubiquitin-specific protease DOA4. The transcript has a single exon. Lineage: Eukaryota; Fungi; Ascomycota; Saccharomycetes; Saccharomycetales; Saccharomycetaceae. Bases 1 to 2913 code for a protein of 970 amino acids. Gene Ontology annotation, biological process: protein deubiquitination. Gene Ontology annotation, molecular function: cysteine-type deubiquitinase activity. The record is from RefSeq and is a predicted model, not a curated record.
AUGAUGAACACUAACUCAGAAAAAGUGUUACACUUUGAUCCCAUUGUUAGAUUGUCAGAAAUUGCUGAUAAGUUUAUUUCACAAGAUAAUAAAUAUACUAAUAUGAAAUCCUCCUUACAGGAAUGUAUUGACACAUUAGCAAACUAUCAAGAUGAAUGUAAGAAAUUAAAGAAAUUAAGUGUUAAAAAUCAGCAAGAUGAUUCUGACAAAAAAGACAUCAACUUAUUAGGUGACAUUUAUUCAUUAUAUGAAUCAGCAUAUAUUUACUAUAAGAUAAUACAUAUAAUUGUGUUAAACAGAAUACCUAAUUUACAAGAAUUUGCUCACUCCAAAAGUCAAAAUGCAACAAAAGAAGAAGAAGAACUAUUGAAAAUUUAUAACAUGCUAGUGAAGACCUUAUUAAAUGAUGACAAAAUACAGCAUAUCAAGACAUAUUUAAGAAACAAUCAAGUCACAAAGAAUCACAAAACAACUGAGGAGUAUAAGAAAGAUAUUAACAAGGAAUUAAUAAAUACUGAAUUAUUUAAUUUACCAUUAUCGGGAUCAGGAAUCUCUGCUAUUCAGUUAAAUCAUUUAAUUCAAAUAUAUAAUGACACACUAUUAGUCAUCGAUGUACGACCAAGAAUGGAAUUUGAAGAAUCUCAUAUUAAAUGUAAAAAUAUUAUAUGCAUUGAACCUGUAUCAUUCAAUGAAUCUUUUACAGACUUAGAAUUACAAAAAAAAUCAAUGAUUACUUCACCUAGUGAUGAGGUUAAAACUUUUGCUAAAAAAGAUACCUUCAAUUAUAUCGUAAUAUGUACAGACACUGAUGAGAAAAAACAAUUUUAUCUACACCAACAGUUAGUGUUAUUAGAUUUAUUAAUGAACAAAUCAUUCACUAAACCAAUGUUUCAAAAAAAUGUAAAAAUAUUCAUUUUAGAGAAAGGGUUUAAAAAUUGGGUCUACAAAAAAGGAGAAUGUGAGGCAUCCUCACCGAUUACUGAUGUAGUUAAACCUGAUUUUACAACUACUAGAAUUCAAGAUAAUAAUAAAUUAAUUGAGAAACCAGAGAUACAGAAGCAAAGUGGGGAUAGUAUAUAUAUUGAAGGAAACACUUCAGCUCUUAAUCUACAAAAAUUGCCUGAAUUGACCGCUAAUGUGGGCUAUGCCAAGGAUAAUUCGAUGAGAGUGAUGAUGAAUUCUUCCAGUAAUUUCAGCUACUCUAAAGAUUAUCAUUUACCGUUACAGCAAUCCCCGUUACCGCAAAGGACACCGAGUUUUAAGAGCCUAUUCAAUAGAAAUGGUUCUAUUCCAACAGUUUCCCAAAAUGGAAAUCCUGCAGCUUCACCAUAUAUGACAAAGUAUUCAAAUUCAGGUCAAUAUAAUAUAAACUCUGAAAGCCCUCACAAGUCCCCGUCCACAUCUCAAAUUACCAAUGCGUAUUCCUUACCUGUCAAUUCAAAACCAUCGAUAAAUUUGAAUAUAUCACGAUAUCCAGAAACUCCAAACUUAUCAACUGUUUCUACUAAUAAUAUGAAUAUUCAUAAUAAUACCAUGGGCCCUAUUUCUCCUAUCAAUAGUAGAGUAAUAACCCCGUCAUCGAGACUCGAUGAAUCAUCGUCUCCUGGUCAUAGACUUGUUCCCAUCAACAGUUCAGAAUUGUAUAAUAUAAAAAGCAUUGAAAAUUACAAACCAAGUAGCGGAUCUACAAUGAAACCCUUAUUAUUAAAAUCGGCUACGUCAAAACCACCAAGUCAAUCGUUACCUUCAUUGCCUCAGUUACCUUCAGCAUCAGACACAUUGAAAUCAUAUACUAAUUCUGACAAGGAUUACGAUUUUUCUAUAGGUUUGGAAAACAUGGGUAAUUCAUGUUAUCUAAAUUGUAUCAUUCAAUGUUUAUUAAGUUCUCAUGAAUUUACAAGAAUAUUUUUAAAUAAUUCAUAUGAGAAACAUAUCAAUUUAAAGAGUAAAUUAGGCUCGAAGGGGGUAUUGGCAAGGAAUUUUGCGAGACUAAUAAAUACAAUGUAUACUGAAGGGUCUGAACAGAGUAAGAAUGACAGAAAUGGUCCAGUAAAACCUGCUCAGUUUAAAUUGGCUUGUGGGUCUAUAAAUUCAAUUUUUAGAAGUGAUUUGCAACAAGACAGUCAAGAAUUUUGUCAAUUCUUACUAGAUGGAUUGCACGAAGAUUUAAACCAAUGUGGUGCAAACCCUCCAUUGAAGGAACUUUCACCGAACGCUGAAAAGAUGAGAGAAAAAUUGUCUCUGAGAAUUGCUUCAUCUAUUGAAUGGGAGAGAUAUCUAACUACCGAUUUUAGCGUAAUAGUUGAUCAAUUUCAAGGACAAUAUGCCUCGCAACUAAGAUGUAAGGUUUGUGGAGGAACUUCGACUACGUAUCAGGCAUUUUCGGUAUUAUCCGUACCAGUUCCACGUGGUAAAUCGUGUAACAUAAUUGAUUGUUUUAACGAAUUUACCAAGGUAGAGAAUUUAGAAACAGAUGAAUUAUGGGCAUGUCCUCAUUGUAAAAAGAAGCAACCAUCCACUAAAAAAUUAACGAUCACAAGGCUGCCAAGAAAUUUAAUUAUUCAUCUCAAGAGGUUCGAUAACAUGUUAAAUAAGAAUAAUAUUUUUGUUAAAUAUCCAUUUUUAUUGGAUCUAACGCCCUAUUGGGCGAAUGAUUUUGAUGGCAGGCUGCCGCCGGGUGUAACAGAGGAAUUGCCAACCAGAGGCCAAAUACCACCAUUCAAUUAUAAGUUAAAUGCAGUUGCAGCACAUUUUGGAAGUUUAUAUGGUGGGCAUUAUACAUCUUAUGUUGAUAAAGGUAAGUUUGGAUGGCGUUAUUUUGAUGAUACUAAAAUCAGACCUUUGAAGAAUUCAUAUGAAUGCAUAACUUCUAAUGCGUACGUUUUAUUCUAUCACAGAGUGUAUGGAGUUUAG